AAGGGGAGCUUUGGUCAGCUGUGCAAAAGCUGCCAAAACGAAGCAGGUAAAAAGCAAGUUAGACAGCCUGACAACUGUUGCUGACAAAGUAGAAAGUAAUUUGUGGCAAUCCAGGCGAGUACCUCCUUCGGAAACAUGAAUCUGAGCCAGCGGACUUACCUCAUCGUUACCGGAGCAUCCCGGGGCAUAGGCCGUGAGUUCGCCCAGCAGCUAUCCGGUCGCAUCGGGCAGGAGGGAUCCGUGGUGGCGCUGUUGGGCCGCAAUCUGCCGCUUCUCCAGGAGACCAAGGACCACAUUUUGGCCAAAAAUCCACUCCUAACUGUUCACACGUUCUCCCUGGAACUGUCCACGGCCAAGGCGGGUGACUUUGCCAAGAUCUUGGAGGAUUCCACCGGCAACGGGGCCUUCGAACGUGCCAUAGUGAUCCACAAUGCCGGCACAGUGGGCGACACCUCGAAACGGGCCAGGGAAAUCGGAGAUACGGCCCUGCUGCAGAAUUACUUCCACACCAACGUAUUCUCCUGCAUGUCCCUGAACUCCCAGUUCAUGAAAGUCUUCCAAAAAGUCCAAAAGUUGAUCGUGAAUCUCAGCACCUUGGCGGCGAUAGCUCCCAUCUCUUCGAUGGGCUAUUACUGCUCGGUGAAGGCGGCCCGUGAGAUGUUCUUCCGCGUCCUGGCCCUGGAGGAGAGCGCCCCGGACACUCUCGUUCUCAACUACGCCCCGGGCAUGAUCGACACCCAGAUGACCGUCCAGGUGCAGCAGGAGGCCCAUGAUCCCGCCAUUGUGGCCAUGUUCCGGGAUCAGCGGGAGACCAACACCAUGCUGACCGCUGCCCAGACCACCGAGCGCUUCAUAGCAGUCCUCGAGGCGCAGAAGUUCAAGUCCGGCGACCACGUCGACUACAGGGACGAGGAGUAUUAGGCCUCCAAUCUUUUGAAAAUAUUUAUACAAUAUGGUUAAGCUCCUUCUGUGGUAAAAGGGUCCAAAUAGAUGAAACUUUAGUGUUAAUCGUUUCCAUAAAUAAACAUACUUACCC
Messenger RNA from Drosophila bipectinata, 1036 nucleotides. It is a transcript of the gene Sptr, whose product is annotated as Sepiapterin reductase. The record is from RefSeq and is a predicted model, not a curated record. NCBI's taxonomy places the organism in Eukaryota, Metazoa, Arthropoda, Insecta, Diptera, Drosophilidae. Gene Ontology annotation, biological process: tetrahydrobiopterin biosynthetic process. Gene Ontology annotation, molecular function: sepiapterin reductase (NADP+) activity.